ACUAUAUAACAAUUCACAACUCACUGCAACCAAACAAAGCAUUCCCAGAAGCACCUUUGAUUCUUCUUCUCUUCUUCCUCUGUCUCCACCCCUGCUCAUUUUCCACCAUAAUUUGUGCUCUUGGAUCGCUUCUUUGCUUUAAAGCUUGUGUUUUGUUGGAUUUCUCAAACCAUUGAGGCUGUGAAUGAUCAGGGAUUGAGUAAAGGAGUGAGCUUUCUUUCAUUCUUUGCUUCUCUCUGGUUUCUCUCUUUGUUUCUCUUUUGGUUGUUUUGUUUUUGGAGUUUCUCUGUUGUUUUGGGAGUAAAUGAGCAUUGAUUGAGUAAAAGAGGAAGCUUUUGGUGUUUUGGUGAGAGGAUCUCUUAUUAUCUCUAUCUAUUUUUAUAUUUACUUUGUAAUCUUUUCUUUGUUUUUUGUGAUCUUGUUCUUGUGAUUGGGUUGUAAAUGGGCAUUAAUGGAGUAAAGGAUUGAGCUUUCUAAGUUUGGGAAGGAUUGUGAAUCCAAAUCUUUUCAAUUGAUUUCAAAUGGUGGAAGUUAGUGCAUGGUGGUGAACCCAUGGAUUUCCCAGGAUUUAGUGCUUCAUAAGAGAUAUAUAGUGAUCAAUAGAAAGAAAGCUUGGUUCUUUUUCUAGUUUUAUUUGUGUUUCUUGUUGAAGUUUCUCCAUUCUUAGGCUGAUUGAGGUUAUAAGAUGAGAUUGAGAUAAAAGGAAGCUCUUUUUCCUGGUGUUCUAGUGGAUAUAUUAGUGUAGAAAUGGCUGGUGGAGGUGGUGUUUGUAAACAAAGGCACUCCAACUUGCAGUGUUUUCUCAGCAGGAUCACACCCUCUGUGGUGUCCUACUCUCUUCCAAAGUCUUGUUUUCAAGAAGUGACCGAACCAUGGCCUCCGAUCGACAAGGACACAAUAGGUUGCUUCACCCUCGGAGAUCUCUGGGACAAUUACAAUGAAUGGAGUGCUUAUGGUGCCGGUGCUCCGAUACUUCUUAAAAACGGCGAGACCGUGGUUCAAUACUAUGUGCCUUACCUUUCGGCCAUUCAAAUCUACACCAGCAAACCCUUGUCUGUUUCAAGGUUUUCCGGGGAGGAAAGCGAGACCGAUUCGUGGAGUGAUGACAGUGAGAGUGAGAAGUUGUCUCGAUCUUCGGAUGCCAUUUCUGAUGACUCGGGUGGUGAUCCGGAGAGUCUCUGGCCCAGGAAAGACCGUCUUGGACAUCUAUACAUGCAUUAUGUUGAAAACACUGCUCCUUAUGGAAGGGUGCCGCUCAUAACUAAGGUAAAUGAAUUAGAACAGCAAUAUCCCGGCUUGAUGUCUUUGAAGAGUGUGGAGCUCUCACCAGCUAGUUGGAUGUCUGUCGCUUGGUACCCUAUUUAUCAUAUUCCGACGAGAAGAAAUGUGAAGGAUCUGUCUGCUUGCUUCCUUACCUAUCAUACUAUCUCAUCGUCUUUUCAAGAUAGUAUAAUCGGGGACGUGACAGAGAAAGACUCAUGCUGUAGUAUCAUCGAUAAAACAGGAAGGAACCGAAAUGAAACCAAUGAGUACAUAUCACUCCCGCCAUUCGGCUUGGCUACUUACAAAAUGCAAGGGAACCUUUGGAUCGAUCAUGAAGCCGGAGAUCAUGAACGAAUCAUUAGUCUCUUCAACGUCGCAGACUCUUGGCUAAAACAGCUCCGUGUUCGACAUCAUGACUUCACUUACUUCAGCACUCACUAGAUGUGAAUAAUAUAUUUACCGAUCUGUCUGAGAACUCAUGACUGCCACCAUAAUUUGCUUGUAAUGCUUUUUUAUCAUGAGUUGAGCUGAUGUUUUAACUUCUGAAUUGGAAUUCAUGAGAGUUUCUUUUUUCCUUGUGUGUUGUAAUGUUUACAGUUUUCAGAAAUCAAUAACUGAAUUUUUCUGCA
Dioscorea cayenensis subsp. rotundata (Guinea yam) is the source of this 1892-nucleotide messenger RNA. RefSeq lists its product as uncharacterized. The transcript is spliced from 6 exons. NCBI's taxonomy places the organism in Eukaryota, Viridiplantae, Streptophyta, Magnoliopsida, Dioscoreales, Dioscoreaceae. The record is from RefSeq and is a predicted model, not a curated record. Bases 748 to 1704 code for a protein of 318 amino acids.